This is a messenger RNA of Caenorhabditis bovis, 1563 nucleotides long. The record is from the annotation of a GenBank genome assembly. Lineage: Eukaryota; Metazoa; Nematoda; Chromadorea; Rhabditida; Rhabditidae.
AUGCAACUCACACGCUCGCGUUUCGCCAUUUUACUUCUUCCAUUAAUCGCGUCCGCGUUGGCGUCCGAUUGCAAUGAGAAACAAUUCAAAAGCGGCAAAGUUUGCGUGUGCGAUUUGAAUUCUUGUGAUGAGGUGCCAGAGCUCGGUUUGACGAUGGGACAGGCGGCCGUGUUCACAACAUCGCAUUCGGGACAUCGAUUGCAUCGCGAGAUCGUCUAUGCCACCGACAACGAUCCAAUCGGCACACUUCACAUGACGCUCGACUCGACGAAAAAAUACCAACAAAUUCAAGGGUUCGGCUCGACGUUCAGCGAUGCAGCUGGCGCCAAUUUGAAAUCGCUUCCCGACAAAUUGGCCGACACAAUCAUCCGGCAGUACUUCUCACCGCAAGGCCUGAAUUACAAAUUUGGACGUGUGCCAAUCGGCGCGUCGGACUUCUCGGCGCGCGAGUACAGCUAUGAUUUGGUCGACGGCGAUUUCCAGAUGCAGAAAUUCAAUUUGACGGUCGAGGACACUCAAUGGAAGAUUCCCUACAUCAAGAAAGCGGUUUAUUAUUCGGGAUCCAGUCUGAAUUUGCUGGCGGUGCCGUGGAGUGCUCCGGGAUGGCUCAAAACCACUCAUCAGGUCGCCGGACCGGGAGCCGUUCAGGGAAAAGCCGGCGAUGAGUACCAUAAAGCGUACGCGAAAUAUUUUGUGAAAUUCUUCGAGGACUACGCGAAGGCGAACGUCAACUUCUGGGGUGUCAGUGUUCAAAACGAGCCGACGGAGGGCUCGAAUAAGAAGGAAAAAGCGCCGGAGACGCUGUUCACCGCCGAAACUCAACGGGACUUCAUCAAAACCGAUUUCGGGCCGGCGCUCAAAGACAACGAGGCGACGAAAAAUCUGAAGGUGCUGAUUCUUGACGACGAGCGCAAAAAUCUGCCGAAAUGGGCCGACACGAUACUGAAGGACAAAGACGCGGCGAAAUACGUGUCCGGCAUCGGUGUUCACUACUACGAGGAAUCGGAGAAGGACGAGCAUCUCGACAAAACGCACAAGAACCAUCCCGACGUGUUCAUUCUCGGCACCGAGGCGAGCGACGGAGCCAAAUCCAAAGAGACGACGGUCGAGUUUGGAUCGUGGGAUCGCGCCGAGGAUUACGCGUCAAAUAUCAUUGAUGAUUUGAACAAUUGGCUCGUCGGAUGGAUUGAUCGCAAUUUGGUGUUGGACGCUCAAGGUGGUCCGAGCUUCUUCAACGUGUUCGCCGACGCGCCGAUCAUCGCAUUCCCGAACGUCUCGCAGUUCUACAAGCAGCCAAUGUUCUACGCGAUUGCGCAUUUCAGCCGCUUCAUUCAACCGGGAGCCUAUCGAAUCGAUCACUCGUUCAACGUCAUCGAGCUCGAGGUUCGCUCGGCGGUUUUCCAGAAUCCCGAUGGCUCGAAAGUCGUCAUUUUGCUCAAUAAGUCCAAGCUAACCGACCAUACAGUGAUAGUGAAGGACAGCGCCGAUGCAAGGGACCACUAUCACUUCAAGCUGCCAACAAGAUCAAUUGCCACCUUGUACAUUAAUUCGAUCAAUUUUUAA